Messenger RNA from Coccinella septempunctata (seven-spotted ladybird), 1933 nucleotides. RefSeq lists its product as uncharacterized. NCBI's taxonomy places the organism in Eukaryota, Metazoa, Arthropoda, Insecta, Coleoptera, Coccinellidae. The transcript has 6 exons. The record is from RefSeq and is a predicted model, not a curated record. The coding region runs from base 83 to 1933 and encodes 616 amino acids.
GUUCGUUUUCCUCUUCUUCUUCACUACCACAUUCCAUUUUGACUAUCAAACAAUAUAGCAUAUGUAUGAGUUUUAACAAAGAAUGGACGCUUUCCUGUUUAACGCCUUCGGAAUUAGUUCCGAACCACUUGGCCAACUCAGUAGAAAGGACAUCGAAAAGAAUUUGGGUUUGGAAGAAGACAAAAUUUUUGCUGACUCGAACAAGAUCUAUCAACCUGAUUCAUCUUUGUCUAAAAACUCCGGAGUGAGAUUCGAAUCACAGCAAUCAGCUUCCCAACUCAGCGAAAAGGUUUUGUGUUCGGAAAAAGCCAAAGUCUCUACCGAAUCUUACAAAAUGAACCAAUAUGAUUAUUCAUUGUAUGAUGACAUCUUCGGAAUGAGUUUAGCAUCUCAGCAAUCAAUACCCCAACUAAGCAAUGAGGAAAUGGAAAUGAUUUGUUGUCUGGAAGAAGCCAAAACCUCUGUUGAUUCGAACAAGAUCAAUCAACCUGCUUCUUCUUUGACUAACACUUUCGGGAAGAAUCUCGGAUCACAGCAAUCAACUCCUCAUCUCAGCGAUGAGGAAUUCGAAAGGAUUUUGUGUGUGGAGAAAGCCAAAAUUUUUGCCGAAUCGAACAAAAAACAAUCUGAUUAUUCAUUUUCUGACAUCUUAGGAAAAACUUCAGAACCUCAGCCAUCACCACAACAACACAGCAAUGAGGAAUUGGAAAUGAUUGUGCGUCUGGCAGAAGCUAAAAUCUUCGCUGACUCGAACAAGAUCUGUCAGCCUGAUUCUUCCUUGUCUUACAACUCCGAAAUGGGAUUCGAAUCACAGGAACUCAGCGAAAAGGUUUUGUGUUCGGAAAAAGCCUCUGCCCAAACGAAUAAAAUCGAUGAGGAAUUCGAAAGAAUUUUGUGUGUGGAGAAAGCCGAAGUAUCUGCCGAAGGGAACAGAAUGAAUCAAUCUGAUUAUUCAUUGUUUGACAUCUUCGGAAUAACUUCAGAACUUCAGCCAUCACCACAACAACUCAGCAAUGAGGAAUUGGAAAUGAUUUUGCGUCUGGAAGAAACCAAAAGCUUUGCUGAAUCGAACAAUAUCAAUCAACCUGAUUUUUCCUUGUCUAAUAAACACGGAGUGAGUUUCGAAUCAGAGCAAUCAUUUUCCCAACACUGCGAAAAGGUUUUGUGUUCGGAAAAAGCCAAAGUCUCUUCCGCAUCGAACAACUUCGACAACUUCGGAAUGAUUCAUGGUCAACUCACUGAUGUCGAAUUUGAAAGGAUUUUGGGAUUGGGUGAAUCAAAUGUCUCUGCCGAAUCGGCCACGCUGAUAAAUCGAUCUCAUUCCGACCAAUAUAUGACGGAUUGGAAUUCGCUUUUUGAGCAGGAGCCAAUAAAAAUAGAUGAUAUGUUUAAUGGACAUAGUUCCCAUCAAGCACCGGACACUCAACUCCAAAAUUCGAUUAUUUCACCAGAUUCGGGCAUCUGUGAUGAAGGAUUAGCGGAAUCCGAUUCAUCUUCAUCAAUUCCACCUACCUAUUCCCAAAUUUUCGAAGUGAAAGAUCAAUGUUUACAACAGAAGGAAUGUUACCGAACAUCGGUACCCAAGUCCACACCCUACGUCUUCAAAACGAAUUCGGGUUUAUGGAAAAAUCGCAAUUACGAAAUAGUUGAAAGUGUGAGGCCAACAAGUAUGAUACCAAAAAGUGACGUUAUCAAGCCAAAAGUGAGAAUAAGAGAAGGUGUCCGGAAACUGCAAAAACAGAAGGUAUUCAAGUGUUCCAAAUGCGAAUUCUCUUCAUACUUCAGGGAUAUUCUGGACCAGCAUAUCCACAGAACACAUUUACAACCAAAUCAAGAAUGCAAGCAGAUACAAUCGAAUGAACGUGUUAAUUUUACUAUCAACGGAAAAGAAAAAGCACCCCAUUCAUCUGUUGCUAAUAGGGCGUCUAUGUAA